CCUGCUCUGCUACAGUGCUCUGAGUAAAUAUUUGAAGUUAGUCAUUAACUGAGUAUUUUCAGAGGUUUAGUUGGGUUCACCAAGCCAAAACGCCUUCCGAUGUAAAGUGUUACAACUGGAUUUUUGUGGACAAAUUUAUUUUUGAAGGCGAGAGCUUGAAGAAUGAAGAAGAUCUGGUGCUUAAUAUUUCUCAUGGCUGCAUGUUAUAUGAAAGGGUCCAGGUCCUCAGUCUUUUUACGAGAAAAAGAUGCCAGUGAUGUCUUGAGAAUUAGAAAACGGGCUAAUUUCAUGUUUGAAGAGGUUAAACCUGGAAAUUUGGAAAGAGAAUGUUUUGAAGAAAAGUGCGUAUUUGAAGAGGCAAACGAGAUUCACAGUUCAUUGGAUAAAACUCUAAUAUUUUGGAACAAGUAUGUUGAUGGUGAUCAGUGCAAUCCUAAUUUAUGUGUCAAUAAUUCAACUUGCCAGGAUUUGAUUGGUGGCUAUCAAUGUCACUGUGCUGAAGGAUUUGAUGGACCUCAGUGCCAGUAUGUACUGCUGGCAACAAACUGUUCUGACAAUUACGGUUACUGCGCUCAUUUCUGCAGUGAAAUUCCAGAGAGAAACAGACGGGAAUGUUCAUGUGCAGCUGGUUACAAACUAAGUGAAGAUGGAAUCUCCUGCAAUGCAUCAGAUAAAUAUCCUUGUGGGCUCCUGAAAGGAGUUAAAGCAUCCCAGCAACAUGAAAAGGGAAAACGGGAGAGAAUGAUGAAAGGGAAAGUUGAAGGCCCUGGAAACGCAAACAGGACGGACAUCAUUGAAGGGAAAGGAGGCCCACUGGGCCCACGAAUCAUAAAAGGGGAGGUAAUGAAGAAAGGUGGCAGUCCAUGGCAGGUCCUUCUUAUGACUGCAAGUGGAAAAUUCAUCUGCGGAGGUGUGCUGAUUCACCAGUUUUGGGUGCUGACUGCUGCUCAUUGUGUACAUAAAGGAGAGCGAUUUCGAGUAAAACUUGGUGAGCAUAACCGAUCAGUCAAUGAAUAUACUGAAGACACUAUUCUAGUAAACAAAGUAUUUAUCCACCCCAGCUUCAAUCUCUCAAAUAUGGACAGUGACAUUGCUCUCCUCCGACUGUCUGAGGUUGCUGUCUUUACCGAUUACAUUAUACCGGUGUGUUUGCCCACCAAAGAGAUGGCAGAGAGAAAGCUGCUCAUUGUCAACAAGAACGUGGUGAUCACAGGCUGGGGUGCUAUGGAUGAAAAUGAUGAUCGUUACCGCCCUAAUAUGCUAUUAUUCAUCAGUAUCAAAUUGACCUCCUACAAGCUGUGUAAGGAGAAACUAAAAGACAGAGUGACGGACAACAUGAUCUGUGCAGGAAACCCAGGUUCCAGAAAAGAUGCCUGCAAGGGAGACAGCGGUGGCCCUAUGGUCACUUUAUUGAACGGCACAUGGUUUCUGCUAGGUCUGGUCAGCUGGGGAGAAGGAUGUGGUCGCUUCCAAACAUUUGGUGUCUACACCAAAGUGACCAAUUACCUAAACUGGAUAUAUUCAACAAUCAAUGCUGUAGCAACCUAAUUGAUCUGAAGCAGUAUAUAUUCUUUCUAAUGAGCUUCCAAUGUGCCUAAAAUGAUGUUAAAUUAGACUGAGGAUCUAUUUCAGACUUUAUGUGUGAGAUGCUAAAUAUGUUGUGCUAGUUUAGUCGCCCCCUACCAUGCUACAAAGCAGUGUGACUUAUACUCAAUUACAGCUUAUGCAUUAUGACUUAUGGUAAUUGAUUGUGAUUAUUUAUAUCUCAACCUUACCUUAAAAGACAGGCAGUCAUUCCCUGCUUAUCCAUUUCAUCCUGUUACCUUCUUAGCCUUAUGUUUGUGUUCUACUGUCUAGAGCUACAAGUGAGGUUUCUGCUCUACAUUCGAAAAUGUUUUGUGUUUAUUGCAAUUUACCAAUGUAAGUUUUUCAAGUGCCUGAUCAGAUGUGACACUCUCAUUCCACAGUUCAUUGACUGUAGUAUCCCAGCUAGUGAUCACAUGUAAUCAUGUGAUUCAGUCUCUGAUUUAAUUUCAUAAUGCUCCUGUGAAGUAUCUUGUAACUUUAUUAUAAAAGUGCAGGUUGUUCUGUUAUAAUGCCCGUUUCGUCAACGUGAAUUCACAGUAAAGUGAUUUACAAGUUAGGGAUGUGUUUCUAUAGCGCAAACUAUUAAAGCGUGUGUUGGCUGUAAUGCAAGUACAGUGCCAACACUUGAAGUGCUGUUUCUAAAGUGUGAUUUUUCUGUAACACGGGGUUGCAUAAGAACACAACUAUCGCAUUAUAGAAGAACUGACUGGAGCUGUAAAAGGUUGUGAACGUCUAACUAUUCAAUAUUGAAUUUAUGGGGUUAUCUGUGUCUGUCAAUAUAGGCUUUUCUCUGAGGUUGUAGAUAGGCCCUAAAAUGGAAAGAGGGAAGCCAGUAUGAAUCAUACUAGUUCCUUGACCGGAUCAUCCAGAGCUGGUACAAGGAAGGGUUUGACAAAAUUUGGGGUGGGGUGGUGGGGCAGGGUGCGUACUUCAGGAGGCAAAUUUUAUUUCUAAAAUGGUAGACUAAAAGCUGAAGGUUGAACAAGGGCAUAAUCUCUAAACAGGUGAUGAGAAAUUAUCUAAACGGGGCAGAUUAUGCAAAAGAUAAACAGGAGAUUGGAUAGGUAACAGUUCACCUGGGUUGGACGUGAAAAGGUUAAACAGGACUUAACACCUGAAGGCUCAGUGGGCUGGACUGCCUUCAUGAAGAAUUAAUGAAAAUAUCAUGCUAUUGUACAAUGACACUGAUUCUUUGAAUCCUACAGUAUAAUAAAUCUUUAUUCUAUAUUCUGA
Chiloscyllium plagiosum (whitespotted bambooshark) is the source of this 2820-nucleotide messenger RNA. RefSeq names its product vitamin K-dependent protein C-like. The record is from RefSeq and is a predicted model, not a curated record. Gene Ontology annotation, molecular function: calcium ion binding; serine-type endopeptidase activity. Gene Ontology annotation, cellular component: extracellular region. NCBI's taxonomy places the organism in Eukaryota, Metazoa, Chordata, Chondrichthyes, Orectolobiformes, Hemiscylliidae. Gene Ontology annotation, biological process: proteolysis; blood coagulation.